Messenger RNA from Python bivittatus (Burmese python), 894 nucleotides. The record is from RefSeq and is a predicted model, not a curated record. Lineage: Eukaryota; Metazoa; Chordata; Lepidosauria; Squamata; Pythonidae.
AUGGAUGAACCUUCUGCCCCUUUCACUGUCGUGUUCUGGCAGGUGCUGUCAGCCUGCCUCUUUGGCCCCUGGUUGCCUCUGACAGAGUACAGCCCUUCUCAGCAAUGGGAUGCAGUCUAUGCUGCCCCAGUUUGCCCUAGACCACCUGAAGUACCACUGGCUACCAUCAACAUAAAUAAGGAAGAAUACAGUCCUGGAGAAGAAAUUAUAUAUAGCUGUGACCUAGGUUAUAUUCCCCAGUCAGACUCAAUGAGUUAUACGUGUCCUUUAUCUGGUAUAUGGCCUAACAUUACAUUCAAAUGUAUACCAAAGAAAUGCCCCUAUCCUGGACCUUUGAACAAUGGACAGAUAUGCAUCACUGACCUCAACUACCUGAGUGUUAUAACAUUUUCAUCUGUGACUUAUUCUCCACCAAUUUCUGCAUCUGGAAUUCUCUCUUACCGUAAAAUUAAGCCUGGAAAUACAUUAUUUUUCCAAGAUAUGAUCAGAUUUGAAUGUCUGUUUCCUUUUACACUGUUGGGAAAUAAAACAGCUAUCUGUCAGGCUAAUGGGAGAUGGAGUGCAUUACCUACUGUAAAUGCAAACGUGAGUCCUAUGAAUAUAGUAUUGGGGGCUGGGAAUUCUGGAAUUGAAUUGGCAACGUAUCUUGAGACACCAUGUAAAAUACCAGUUAAAAGAGCAACCAUGUUAUACAAUGGACAGAAAAUAAAAGUGCAAGACCUUCUUAAGCCUAGAAUACUGCAUGCUGAGACCAUCUGGUUUUUCUGUGAAAGAAAGAAAGAGAAGUGCAGUGAUGAAGCACCUACUCAGUGCAAACAUGGCCAUAUUUCAGUCCCUAACUGCUUUGAAGGUAGGAACAUGUUUUUCUCAUUUGAUUAUCAUGGGAACAGAUGA